This is a messenger RNA of Cavia porcellus (domestic guinea pig), 1599 nucleotides long. Its product is annotated as chemokine-like factor. The transcript is spliced from 4 exons. Gene Ontology annotation, cellular component: membrane. The record is from RefSeq and is a predicted model, not a curated record. Bases 134 to 496 code for a protein of 120 amino acids. NCBI's taxonomy places the organism in Eukaryota, Metazoa, Chordata, Mammalia, Rodentia, Caviidae.
GCGCGCGAGCGGGAAGCCGGCGGAGCAGUAGUUAGGCUACCGCUUAGUGGGCAGGACCGUAGAGGCCGGCCGGCGGGGUGGGGCACUGAGAGGAGUUGAGAGGUGUGGCUGUUGGGUCCGGCGGACGAGCGAGAUGGCUACUGAGGCGCGGCUGAAAGCAGAGUUUCGCCUUUUUUGCUUCAGCGCGAAAGGCCCUGUGAAGAUUCUGCGGCUGGUACUAACUGUGACAUCUAUGACCAUUUUUAUUAUUGCACAAGCCCCUGAACCAUAUAUUGUUAUCACUGGAUUUGAAGCCACUAUUAUUUUCUUUUUCAUAAUUUUAUAUAUCCUCAGACUUGAUCGAACGAUGAAAUGGUUAUUUUGGCCUUUGCUUGAUAUUAUCAACUCGAUGGUAACAACAUUAUUCAUGAUCAUUGUAUCUCUGUUGGCACUGAUAAAAGAAAAUACAACAUUGAUAAUCAUUGGAGGAUGCUUAAAGAAAAACAAAUCAACUUAAUCACACUUUAUCCUGGAAAACAAACCAAAAUAAAAAGGUCAGAUCACUUAAUUAAACUUUCAUCUGGUAGUCUGCCAAGAUUCACUUGAUUUUUCUAGGUUCUAAUCUGGAUGAUUGAAUUAGACAUUUUUUCUUCUCUCCUACUUCCUUACUUUUUCAUAGUAUGAGCCACUUAGGAGAACUGACCAUGUUCAGAGAACCCUGUGUGUCAGAACCCUUCUCCUUUUGACUCUCAGCAACUUCAUGAAGGGUUAGAAUUCUAGAAAUGAGACAACACUGUGACAGCCAUUUCUCCCAAUUAUGUUUUGUUUUAUUUUGUUUUUGUUACCAGUAAUCAAACUCAAGACCUCACACUUGCCAGGCAGGCACUGGGCCACUGAGCUAUAUCUUCAGCCUAUCCUGGUUUUAUAAAGACAGUUUUUUCUUUUCCUAAGGAAAAGGCAUAGAAUUUAUGUUCAUUCAUUUAUUUACUCUUUAGUUCAUAUAAUUAUUCCUUAAAUACUGACAAACUAGAGCCCUGCUAUCCAAUACUAACCACAUGGGCUACUGAGCACUGGCAGUGUAGCCGGGCUCCAUUGAGACAAGUUGUAAGUGUAAACUAUACCUUGAAUUCCAAAUAUUUACUACCUCCAAAAAAGGUAUAGAAUAUUUCAUUAAUAAGUUCUUAUACUAAUGAUAUGUUAAAUGAUAAUUUGGAUGCAUUGUACUACAUAAAAUAUAUUAUUAAAGUCAAUUUCAUUGGGUUGUUGAUUUGCUUUGUUUCAUUUUGCAAGACUGAGGACUGAACCCAGAGCCUUCAUGUUGAACUACAAACUUAGCCCUUUUUUUAUUUUUUGAGACAGGGUCUCAUUAAAUUGCCAAGUUGCUCAGGCUAGGCUUGUACUUAGGAUUCUCCUGCCACAGCCUCUCAGAGUUCUAGGAUUACGGACGUGAGCCACUGUGCCCAGUUUAUUUCAUAGGAGAAAGGUUCCAGCAGGGAAAUGGCAGUGUAAAAAGAUCAGUAGGAGGUAUUCAGUGAUCUGACACCAGGCUGCAGUGGCUUGAAACCAGAAGGUAAAGAAGCCAAACUGAGCCAGGAAGCCAGACUUCCUGACAGCUGGAUG